GAGGAAUGAGAGGAAAUAUGCAUUAAUACAACAUAACCAUAAUCAUCAUUGUCUGCAGUCAUGUCCUCUCGUUCUAUCCUGCUGGUUCUGGUGAUAUUCACCUGCCUUCAGUUCUUCACAACAGCCAACAAUGCACAUGGACCAAAACAGUGCUGUUUUGAUUACCAGUUACAGCAAAUCCCUGCACGAAUAAUUAAAGCUUAUAGGGAAACAGAGCGUCAGUGUAUAUAUCCUGGAGUCAUCUUUAUCCUAAAUAAAGGACGACAGGUGUGUGCCGAUCCCGGGGUCGAGUGGGUGAAGGAACGCAUGGAACAAAUUGACCAGCUCAACGUUACAAACCCGACCCAACCUAAAACCACUGUUUAAAACCUUUUUCUAUUUAUAAGUAAUUAAUACGCAUUGUACAAAAGAGAAUUUUAUGUAGUCAGAGAGAUGGAAUAUUUCUUAUUUAUAAU
Clarias gariepinus (North African catfish) is the source of this 455-nucleotide messenger RNA. RefSeq names its product C-C motif chemokine 3-like. Gene Ontology annotation, cellular component: extracellular region. The record is from RefSeq and is a predicted model, not a curated record. NCBI's taxonomy places the organism in Eukaryota, Metazoa, Chordata, Actinopteri, Siluriformes, Clariidae. Gene Ontology annotation, biological process: cellular response to type II interferon; neutrophil chemotaxis; monocyte chemotaxis. Gene Ontology annotation, molecular function: chemokine activity; CCR chemokine receptor binding. Bases 61 to 366 code for a protein of 101 amino acids. The transcript is spliced from 3 exons.